Macroventuria anomochaeta is the source of this 2110-nucleotide messenger RNA. RefSeq lists its product as uncharacterized. Gene Ontology annotation, biological process: protection from non-homologous end joining at telomere; interstrand cross-link repair; double-strand break repair via nonhomologous end joining. The transcript is spliced from 3 exons. Gene Ontology annotation, molecular function: 5'-3' DNA exonuclease activity; damaged DNA binding. The coding region runs from base 80 to 2110 and encodes 676 amino acids. The record is from RefSeq and is a predicted model, not a curated record. NCBI's taxonomy places the organism in Eukaryota, Fungi, Ascomycota, Dothideomycetes, Pleosporales, Didymellaceae.
CUGCAAAACACACUUGCACCCCUGCACAAACCUCAGCAAUUGUUGGAGAUGACACUAGACCGUCGGAAAACUAGCACUCAUGUCCACUUUCAAAGGCAUCGUAGCCGAGUUCCCCCAGAUCAGGCUCGACUACUUCCGGCAGCAAUCUGAGCACAAGGCGCCCUUAGCGUGCUUCCUCAGCCAUGUUCAUUCGGACCACCUUUCGGGCCUGGAGACCUUGAGAGCUCCUUUUGUCUACUGCUCAGCCGCCACUCGAGAGAUCUUACUACGCCUGGAGAAGUUCCAUCAUCGAAUCAACUUCGCCAAAGGCAUCCUCGAGAGCCGCAAUGUCACCUACGACAGGAGUAUGCGCAAGUUGGCAAAGCCGCUUCCGCUUGAUACCCCUACUACGAUCGAACUAGCACCUGGAAACAGCAUUCGCGUGACCCUUGUCGACGCCAAUCAUUGUGUUGGCGCUGUGAUGUUUCUGAUCGAAGGCGACGGCAAAGCAGUACUGUACACUGGUGACAUCCGUGCAGAGACAUGGUGGGUUAACUCCAUUGUCCAGAGCCCUGUUCUGGCUCCCUACGCACUUGGGUUUCGUCAUCUGGACUGCAUCUACCUCGAUACUACUUUCGCAACCAAGUGUACGCCUUACAAAAACUUCCCGUCCAAAGCGGAAGGUAUCAGAGAGUUGCUAGAGAAAGUCAGCACCUACCCCGACGAUACGAUAUUCUACUUUCACUCCUGGACUUUCGGCUACGAGAAAGUUUGGAUUGCGUUGUCAGCAUUUCUCGAUUCACGAAUCCACAUUGACGACAACCGUACCCGCAUCUAUGGCUCAUUGUCAUCACUGGACAAGAGAAGUCUUCGAGAAGCAGGUCUUGACGUGCAGAGUGAGACCAGAUUCCCGAAAGAACCCGGAGUUGAGAUACGCGAAGCAGCCGCACUUUGUGGUUUCAGAAACGGCAACUACGUGCAGCCGGGCUGUCUGACCUCGUCAGAGAAUGUCCGUAUACACAGCUGCGAGCGCGGCUUGGGCUGUAGCGUCCUGGACAAAGACACCGAUGCGAAGAUUAUCCAUAUCAUCCCCAUCAUCUCUCGUUCUAACGGUAUCGAGAUUGCCGAAUUGGGCGCCGGUGGCGGCAAAGGCGACCUCGACCAGAAGGAAGAGCUGGAAACAGGUGACGUGGCUGCGAUGGGGCGGCUAAUGGAGUUGUGUGCUCAGUCCAUCGACAACCCAGAACUGUUGUCAAAGGUGUUGAAACUACUGCAGCAUGCUUUGAACAUGGGCAGCGCUUCAAUGGAUUUUGGCUUGCAGUUGCAGAAGGAAAGCCAAGUUAGCGAAGACGACGUGUCUUUGCAGAGACUUGUCGCCGCUCUGUCAUCCAAUGCUUCCAAAAGGCAAAGUGACAAUACUGAGCCGUACCGAAAUAAGACGAUCCGCUUUCCGUACUCACGACACUCAUCGUACUCUGAGCUUUGCGAACUCAUUGCUGCCUUCAAACCUCGAGAUGUUUUCCCCUGCACAGUCGACGAAGCAACUUGGACUCCGGACCUCAGCAUGAGAGCGCUCUUUGGCGAGCACUGCUCAGCACAAAUCUUCCGUCAUGAUGCUGAGAUGAUGCACAUCUUCAGGGCUAGGAAAAAGUACAAAGAAACUCAGAAACGAGAUCGAAGUGAGAGUCAGCAAGACACGCAAUUUGAGACUUCCCCCGAGAUUACGGUACCAAGUGUCGCGAAACCAAAGGUUGCAAAGCUGGACAAUGAGAAACCUGCGGUACUGCCUGAGGAGGAAGUAGAAGAAACGAUUGCAGACGUUGAGAAAACGGCCACGAACAGAGCUGCAGAUGCGUACCCAGCACAAGCUCUAGAUCUGACAUCUGCGGUUCUACCAUUACCAAUAGCAGUUCAGCCGGUUCCGAAAGAAGUGCUGACACCUGCAACUUCUACGCCUCGCCCGUUUCCAUCCUCGAGUAAGUCCAAAGCGUCGAAAUCGGAAAGGAAGCGUAAGCUGACCAAUGCGCAUCUGGCGUACGAGGCUGCCAUUGGAACGUACUUGACCUGGGCGGAUUUUGGGGGCCUAGAGUCGACAAAGAGCAUCGAAGAAAAGAACGAACAAGAGCUGUAA